Molecule: messenger RNA, 1200 nt
Organism: Ostreococcus tauri
Lineage: Eukaryota; Viridiplantae; Chlorophyta; Mamiellophyceae; Mamiellales; Bathycoccaceae
Product: DNA polymerase beta-like, N-terminal domain
Exons: 2
Coding region: 1-1200 (399 amino acids)
Source: RefSeq, a predicted model, not a curated record
AUGCCGCCCAGAAAACCGAAAGCGCUGAAGCGAGAGUACACCGAUGAUAAUUCGGACGAUGAUUUCACGCCCGGAGAGGAGCGAGACGACGAGGAGAUCACGAUGAAGAUUACGAAAAAAUCAAAAGCGAGCAAAAAAAUAAAGAAAGAGAGCGACGGUGACGCGAACGAGGGAUCGAUCAAGGCGAAGAACGAACCGAUGAAGCAAGGAUACGAUAUCGCGACCGGGGUGGUGCAGGACGAGGCGUUGCAUGCGAAGUAUAGCGCGAUGACGUUGGAUGAGUUGAAGCAGUACAUGAAGAUAAACAGAAUGCCGCAGAGCGAGAUUGGACAGAAGAACAAGCGCAUCAAUUAUAAGAAGCCGGAUUUCGUCGCGCACUGCGUCGACGGAGAGCUCUGGGGACGGUACCCGAUGUGUCCGAAGUGCGCGCCGAAGAAGGUGACGCUCAGAGUGACGUACAAGGAUGAGCAUCACAAGGGACAGGGGAGAUGGAGAUGCCAGGGGUACUGGGACAAGAACAUUGGGGGCUUGGUGAAGUGCUCGUUCAACUACUCCGACGACGCGAAGAACGAGACCCCGCAGACGAGACUUCCAUGGCGCCAUCCAGGGGACGAGAUCUCCGACGACGAGGAGGAUGACGUGAACGCGGGGAUGGAAAAGCCGGUGGAGUUUCCAGAAGAUCUUGGCACGCUUCCGCCGAUCGACAUGGCAAAGAAGAUGUUGGAGAUUUGCCGCGAGCACAAGCUGACGCUCCCGCAGGCAGAUAAUGACGCCGUGCGAGAGUGCUACACCAAGCUUCAGGCCUCGAUCGAUUACAACGACGAAUAUGAUGUGAAGACGGCGUUCAACCUGCUCAAGGAGUCGUUCCCUCCGCUCACGGCUGAGGAGAAGGCUGGUGGACCGGCGCCGAGGAAUCCGGCCAACGCCGCGCUGUGCGCCGCGCUCGAGGCCAUCUUCGCCGCGGCGAAGACCUCGCCCGAGGACCCGAUGAAGGCGGCUUCCUACCGCAAAGCCGCGAUGAGUAUUCGUGAGAUCGAUUUCGAGGUCACGAACGGGAUCGCAAUCAGCAAGGGUAAGCUCAAAGUACCCAACGUCGGUCCGUCGCUCGGCGCGCAAAUCCAGUUCUGGAUCGAAAACGGUCGCUUCGAGCGUAUGGAGUACUACGAGCGCGGAGAAAUCCCGCCGUCGACGAAGAAAUGA